AGGAACUUAACAGGUGGAAAAAUGGUCAACAAUUUGAUCUUCCUUCAUGGAUCACUCCCACGAUGAAAUUUGUAACAAUUUCAAAUCUAUCAAAAGCAGUUCCUAUAGCCAAGCGCAUAAACAAGCUGGACAAUUGA
Messenger RNA from Acaulospora morrowiae, 137 nucleotides. NCBI's taxonomy places the organism in Eukaryota, Fungi, Glomeromycota, Glomeromycetes, Diversisporales, Acaulosporaceae. The record is from the annotation of a GenBank genome assembly.